Messenger RNA from Arabidopsis arenosa, 696 nucleotides. Lineage: Eukaryota; Viridiplantae; Streptophyta; Magnoliopsida; Brassicales; Brassicaceae. The record is from the annotation of a GenBank genome assembly.
UGCAUCAAAAAAGAGUGAAAGAGUUCAUAGGAAAGCAAAACAAAACAGAGCAAACGGCAAGAGUAAGUGAAACGAUGUCUCUAAUUCCGAGCUUUUUGGGAGGCCGAAGAACAAAUGUGUUCGACCCAUUCUCACUAGACGUAUGGGACCCCAUCGAAGGAUUCUUGACGCCGUCAGGGUUGGCAAACGCACCGGCUAAGGACGUGGCAGCGUUCACAAACGCUAAAGUGGAUUGGAGGGAGACACCUGAAGCGCAUGUGUUCAAGGCGGACGUGCCGGGGUUGAAGAAAGAAGAGGUGAAGGUGGAGGUUGAAGAUGGGAACAUACUUCAGAUAAGCGGUGAGAGAAGCAGUGAGAAUGAAGAGAAGAGUGACAAGUGGCACCGUGUGGAGAGGUCAAGUGGGAAGUUCGUUAGGAGGUUUAGGUUGCCAGAGAAUGCAAAAGUGGAGGAAGUGAAGGCGAGUAUGGAGAACGGUGUGUUGUCGGUCACGGUGCCGAAAGUGCCGGAGAGUAAGCCUGAGGUCAAGUCCAUUGAUAUCUCUGGUUAAGAGUAACUUUGAAGUUGGAAAGCUAGAGACAAUAAUGUGUGAUAGUGUAAAAUAAAUGCUUGUGACUUUCCUUUCUGCUUCUUUUUCUUGUAAUCACCGAUCUCGUUGUAUCAAUAUAAGUAAAUCUUAAUAAAAGAGUGUUUUGAAA